Messenger RNA from Staurois parvus, 807 nucleotides. NCBI's taxonomy places the organism in Eukaryota, Metazoa, Chordata, Amphibia, Anura, Ranidae. The record is from the annotation of a GenBank genome assembly.
AUGGGCGGCCAGAAUUCCCAGGCGGGGCAGUGGCCAUGGCAAGUGAGUUUACGCCUCAACGGACAACACUUCUGUGGUGGAUCCCUUAUCAGUGAAUCUUGGGUGGUCUCCGCUGCCCACUGUAUUAAGAGUGGAAAAGAUCCUACAAAGCUCUCCGCCAUGCUGGGCACCGUGAAUCUCACUGGUCCGAGCAGCACCAGAGUCACCAUAGAUAUAGAAACUGUCAUCCCCCACCCGCACUACAAUAGUGGUGAAGGGACCCCCGGAGACAUCGCGUUGAUCGAACUCUCCAGUCCCAUCACUUAUACCAAGUACAUUCUGCCCGUGUGUGUGCCCCCACCAUCCAUGAACUUCCCAGCGGGCAUGGAAUGCUAUGUGACUGGAUGGGGUAAUAUCAGGGAUGGCGUUCCACUGUUGCCCCCACAAACCCUCCAGCAGGUGAUGGUACCAAUUAUCAGCAACAGCGAUUGUGACGCGAUGUACCACAUUGGUAGCAACACCAUUGCCGAUGAAGUCAUCAUCCCCAGUGACCAGAUCUGCGCGGGGUACUCGUCUGAAAGUAAAGAUUCCUGCCAGGGAGACUCUGGAGGUCCUCUGGUCUGUCAAGUUGAUGGUCGCUGGUACCAAGCUGGCAUCGUCAGCUGGGGAGAUGGAUGCGCCCAACCUAACCGGCCUGGAGUUUACACCUACGUCCCAUACUAUUAUAACUGGAUCUCCUCCCGUGGAAACAUUCGUUCUGCUUCAUCUGCAGCUGUUCUGAUUGUGUCCCUGCUGCUGGUACUAACUUUUUUACUUCUGCAAAGAUGA